This is a messenger RNA of Linum trigynum, 645 nucleotides long. The record is from the annotation of a GenBank genome assembly. Lineage: Eukaryota; Viridiplantae; Streptophyta; Magnoliopsida; Malpighiales; Linaceae.
AUGCCAAAUAUGGAAAAAACAGAGAAGAAAAAGAAGGCUACGAUGAGCACGCCAGCCCCAGCUCCAACGGCUAGCCCAAGUCAGAACUCCCCAUCCCCUUCACGCCAAUUAAAUGAAAAAGGCCUUUUGGGGCCUGGCCCACAAGCUUCUGCUGGACUCCUCUCUUUGGAUCCUUCAUCCUCUUAUGCACAAAGUGAGAUGCCCACCAAAACAAACAAAGCUUCCGGAAGCGGGCCAAGCCUAGAAGGAAUCAAGACCCGAACAGUUUACGGGCCGGAUGGAAAAUCAGUUACUAUUGUUGACGUCCCUUGCCCUGAGCCCCCUCCCCAGCGGAAAUUUGACCCUGAUGCACCCCUUUCCAGUCUGCGCAUCAAAAAGAAGAGGAACCCAUCUGGUCAAACCAAGCAGGGGAUCUCGGUGGCAACGACGACCAAGGCUUUGCAGAUUUGGUCACCCAAGAAAGACAAGAACAAUAAACCACGAGACAAACUUGUCUCUUUAACCCUCCAAGAAAUUGAAGCCUGGAGCUUGACUACGAGGAGCCAAUCAACGGCCCACGAAAAAGUCCCGACGGAGACCACCGCUCCGACCGGCGCUACGCGGAUGCCCAGCUCGGAUAGCAACACUCUAGCGAAGGAUCCCUGA